Hyaloscypha bicolor E is the source of this 573-nucleotide messenger RNA. RefSeq lists its product as uncharacterized. The record is from RefSeq and is a predicted model, not a curated record. Bases 15 to 272 code for a protein of 85 amino acids. NCBI's taxonomy places the organism in Eukaryota, Fungi, Ascomycota, Leotiomycetes, Helotiales, Hyaloscyphaceae. The transcript has a single exon.
CUCGAGCAAAGCAUAUGAGCCCGACUUUCCUUCCAUCCGCUGCCGCAACCCAGGUCAACCACUCGUGUCUGGUACUUUCACUGGCCCAACCCGACCCGUUUCAUGGGUUUCAGCCUGGACUUUACUACGGCGAAGAUCAUUCUAUAAGUCAGAAAUGUGCUUUCCUCAGCAUGUUCAAGCCGCAAACAGUCGAUGCAUUCGCGUCACGUGACACAACAGUCCGGUUGUUCUUGUGGAAAGAAAAGGGAGUCUUUAGUGGAGGAUUGCUCUAGCAGCAUCCAGAAAAUUCUCAGAUGCGACAAGAAGUUCGAAUCAGGAAGCAUUUAAAAGGAUGUAUUGCCCGAGGCCAAGAUUACUACUUUCCGUCACAGGAACCAUGCACAAUCCUCCACGGAUAUCAAUUAUGGCGACCUCUUCUUCGAUUAAUGGACAGAGGAGCCCGGAGAUUCUAUUCAAAGUGCUGGGGGCAGGCUCGCAUCUUCCUUCAGAUAUUACAUCCCAUCGCGUACCUUGCACGAAAUUGGUCUCUUGUCAUCUUGUAAAAUAAGUCACCAAGAUAAAUUCCGUCCCCAG